This is a messenger RNA of Fundulus heteroclitus (mummichog), 3360 nucleotides long. Its product is annotated as acetylcholinesterase. Gene Ontology annotation, cellular component: plasma membrane. Gene Ontology annotation, molecular function: acetylcholinesterase activity. Gene Ontology annotation, biological process: choline metabolic process; acetylcholine catabolic process. NCBI's taxonomy places the organism in Eukaryota, Metazoa, Chordata, Actinopteri, Cyprinodontiformes, Fundulidae. The record is from RefSeq and is a predicted model, not a curated record.
CAGGCAUUGGACAGUGGGCGUAAACGCCUUCCUCAUUCUAUUAAGGCUGUGUCCCGACUCACACACAAACAAAUUACUAACUGAAUGACAAGAUUUCUCAUGGCAGCUGCCUUUCAGAAUACACAUGUUGCCAAUUUGCUUCUGCUGCUUUCCAUCCUGACUGUAUCAUAUGCAACUCAAGAUGACCUUGUAAUCAGCACCAAACAUGGGAAAGUUCAGGGGAAGCUGUUGUCAGUGCCAAAUGGUGAAGUUCGAGCGUUUCUUGGAAUUCCGUAUGCUAAACCGCCACUUGGAAAACUGAGAUUCCAUGCCCCGGAGCCUGCAGAGAAAUGGGAAGGUGUGAAAGAGGCCAAGGGAUUACCAAAUUCCUGCUACCAGUUGCCAGAUACCACCUAUCCAGGGUUCAAAGGUGCAGAGAUGUGGAAUCCAAACACCCCUCUGAGUGAGGACUGUCUGUACCUCAAUGUUUGGUCCCCUAAAUUCAACAAAUCUCAGUCUUCAACACUUGCUCCUGUACUAGUCUGGAUCUAUGGUGGUGGCUUUGCCUCAGGAACAUCCUCCCUGGAUCUCUACCAAGCCCACUACCUGAGUAAAGCUGAGGGUGUUGUUGUGGUAUCUAUGAAUUAUAGAGUGGGAGCAUUUGGCUUUUUGUCUCUUCCUGACAACAAAAACAUCCGGGGAAAUGCAGGCCUACUGGAUCAGCGUUUGGCUCUCAAAUGGGUAGCCAAUAACAUUGCUGCAUUUGGAGGUGAUCCUUUCAAGGUAACAAUAUUUGGGGAGAGUGCUGGGUCAGCAUCUGUGGGGUUCCACCUGCUUUCUCCGGGCAGCCACAGCCUCUUUCAAAGGGCUGUGAUGCAGAGUGGCUCCCCUAAUGCACCAUGGGCUACAAUAAGCCAGAGUGAAGUCUGGGACAGGUCCUUAAAGCUAGCAAAAGAGCUAGACUGCCCCACACAUCAUUCUGCUCGUCUGGAAGCUUGUCUACAGCAGGCUGAUCCUCAAAAGAUCUCAGUGAAGCAGUUUGAAAUUAUUCAGCCUUCAUUAUUGUCCUUACCUUUCGUCCCUAAUGUUGAUAGGGACUUCUUACCAGCUGAAGUUGAAGUGAUGCUUAAUAGCAGUAACCUUCCCAAAAAAGAACUGUUGAUAGGCCUGAAUAAAGAUGAAGGGACCUACUUUCUUCUUUAUGGAAUGCCUGGUUUCAACAUCAGUGGCCAGAGUCUCAUCAGCAGAAAUGACUUUCUGAAAGGUGUACCACUAACAAUGACAGAUGCAAGUCAUGUCGCCAGAGAAGCAGCUAUUUUUCACUACACUGAUUGGACUGAUCAGAACAAUGGGAUGAAAAACCGAGACUCACUUGGUAGUCUGGUUGGAGAUCAGCUGUUUUGUUGUCCUGUAUUGGACUUUGCUCACAGGUACUCACAGGGUGGCGGGAAGACCUUUCUAUAUUUCUUUGACCACAUGUCAUCUACAAAUCCCUGGCCAGACUGGAUGGGCGUAAUGCAUGCUUAUGAGAUAGAAUUCAUCUUUGGAAUGCCUCUGAAUGCUACCCUUGAAUACACGAAGAAUGAACUAAACAUGACCAAGAAGUUUAUGAAGCACUGGGCUAACUUUGCCCGGACUGGGAAUCCAGGGCUUGAUGGAGUUGCUUGGCCACAGUUUACCUCUGAACGUCAGGAGUACAUAACACUGAACUACAAUCAUCCAGAACAAAAGAGUAUGAUGAGAGCUAAAGAAUGUCAUCUGUGGAACAAAUUGCUGCCUCAAGUACAGAAGACUUCAGAUGAGCUGCAGUCUUGUAAUGCAAGUGGGAUUAUACUCUGCUGUAAUUGGGGUUUCCUUCUUAUUUUAUCAGUUAUGAGUUUAACCUAUUGACUGAGUUCGGAAGCCUUCUGUCUGUUGAGUCAAUGUGUUCAUAUAUCUGCCGGCUAUUAUCAGACCACCAGUUGAAGCCUAUGGCUUGUUUUCACAUGAGUUCUUCCUUACUACCAUUGUGAAGAACCACCUUUCCUUUGUAAUUAUCCACACAAACAAAAGAAAAGUAAGACAGGCAGUAUUAUUAGUAAUACUGACCAUGUACCUAAAACACUUGCUUAGGUGAAUGAGCAAAAGACCACUUCUUACAGUCCUACAGGUCCAAAUAUUGUCAGUUAAUGGCUAAGCUAAAACACAUGUUUUUUUUUUCUUUAAUAAAAGGCCUAUAUCAAUGUGGAUACAUUUUUUCUACACUGAUUGAAUUACCUACUAUACAGAUCAGCUAUGGAGAUGGCAUAGGAAAUACAUAUGUUAUUGUGCAGUUGUAACACUGUGGGCUAAACAACUUAAUCCAAUGUGUCAUGUUUUGACUUUUGUUUUUGUCAAACACAAGGAGACACUUGUUUUUUCUUGUGUUUUGUAUUUACCUUGCUAUUUAUAGAUUUGAAAUACAAAUGUGAAACUGUGAGACUAAAAACAGAAGGUAAUGAGAUUUGAGCUGAUAAUUAGUAGUUUUAUCUCUCUCUCUCUCUCUCUCUCUCUCUCUCUCUCUCUCUCUCUCUCUCUCUCUCUCAGUCUAAUAAAAAGAAAUUCAAGCCCAUUUGUGAUCUCUUAUACAUGUCUCAAUAGCUAUGUUUACAUGGACAAAAGUAAUCACAAAUAAGGGCCAAUCAGUAAAUGCGGCAAUCAGAAUAGUGUUAUCAGAUUAAGCUCAAUCGGAAUUAAAUUUUAAUCUGAAGGAGAUGGGUGGUUUAUGCCAGUUGACAAUCCCAUCGGCAUGCAUGUAAAUGCUUGUCAGGAUCAAGUUAUUCUGAGGGGGAAGAAUGACAGCAAAUAGUGAAAUGUCAAGCUUCAAAUACUGGCAGCCAAUAUAAGUAUCCAUAUUCACAUUUAAGGGUGCAUUGCGCAAGUUUUGAAGUUAAAUAUAAUUUAUUUUCUUUUAAUACAAGUCCUUACAAUUGCCCGACACGUAAAAUAAGUUUUUCUGUAUUUACUGCAGUUGCCUUUAGAAGCUCCAUUUGUCAGUUCAUGAGAAAGUAAAUCAGGAAGAAUUCUCUGGGCGGGCCGGUGGGUGUGACAUGCCGCGCACUCUCGUUCAUCCUGCUACUCUGUUGAGUCUCCGCUGUAAUUGAUGCAUUAGCGAGAGAACAUGGGCUAACUUUAAUAUUUAUGACUUUUUUACCUCAGAAGACACGCCUCACACCUCUAAACAAAAGACUUGUGCAGUCGCAGCAGCAGAUGUUUGUCCUCUCAUCCCAUGCACGUGCACAACACUGAUGUCAUUUCAGCCUGUGGCCUCAGGUGGCAAAAUUGUGCAUAAAUUCUGGAACUUGUGCUAUUCUCCUUAAAAAAAAAAAAAGAUUACCCAUAACAAUCAUGGCCACCAUCCAU